Messenger RNA from Balearica regulorum gibbericeps (East African grey crowned-crane), 1879 nucleotides. NCBI's taxonomy places the organism in Eukaryota, Metazoa, Chordata, Aves, Gruiformes, Gruidae. The record is from RefSeq and is a predicted model, not a curated record.
CAGCCCAGAAAUGUGCAGCCUUUUAGUGAUGAAGAUGCUUCAAUUGAAACUAUGAGCCACUGCAGUGGCUUCAGUGAUCCUGCUAGCUUCACUGAGGAUGGGCCUGAAGUUGAUGAAGAAGCCACUCAAGAAGACUUAGAAUACAAAUUGAAGGGAUUUAUUGAUCUUACAUUGGACAAGAGUGCGAAGACAAGACAAGCAGCUCUUGAAAGUCUGAAAAGCGCUUUCUCUUCUAAAAUACUAUAUGAAUUUAUCAUGGAAAGGAGAAUGACACUAACUGAUAGCAUUGAACGCUGCAUAAAGAAAGGUAAGAGCGACGAACAGUGUGCAGCUGCCGGACUGGCAUGUCUUCUGUGUGUGCAGAUGGGGUCAGGAAUUGAAAGUGAAGAGAUUUUUAAGACCCUUGGUCCAGUUCUGAAGAAAAUUGUCUGUGAUGGAACAGCCAGUAUCCAGGCCAGACAGGCUUGUGCAACCUGCUUAGGGAUUUGCUGUUUCAUUGUCACUGAUGACAUUACGGAACUGUAUUCUACUAUGGAAUGCCUGGAAAACAUCUUCACAAAGGCCUAUCAGCGGGAUAGAGACACUAAUGGUGUAUCAAGUACCCAUAAUACUGUGCUUCACAUCAGUGCUCUCUUAGCAUGGACACUGUUGUUGACCAUUUGUCCAAUGAAUGAAGUGAAGAAGAAAAUUGAAAUGCACUUGCAUAAACUUCCAAGUCUGCUGUCUUGUGAUGAUCUCAACAUGAGAAUAGCUGCCGGAGAAACACUAGCCCUUCUGUUUGAACUGGCCCGCGAAACAGAUGCUGAUUUCUUUUAUGAAGAUAUGGAACUUCUAACAGAGAAACUAAGAGCUCUGGCUACAGAUGGAAACAAGCACCGAGCCAAGGUAGAUAAAAGAAAGCAGCGAUCUGUCUUCAGAGAUGUCCUACGAGCUGUUGAGGAGCGUGACUUUCCUACAGAGAUGGUUAAGUUUGGACCUGAGCGCAUGUACAUUGACUGCUGGGUUAAAAAACAAACUUACGAUACCUUCAAGGAGGUUCUGGGGUCGGGGAUGCAAUAUCAUUUGCAGUCAAAUGACUUUCUUCGGAAUGUGUUUGAACUUGGUCCACCAGUAAUGCUAGACGCUGCAACUCUUAAAACAAUGAAGAUAUCCCGUUUUGAAAGGCACUUGUGCAACUCUGCAGCAUUCAAGGCUCGGACAAAGGCUAGAAGUAAAUGUCGUGAUAAAAGAGCAGACGUGGGGGAAUUUUUCUAGAUCUUCUUUUCCAUGGGGUUCAAUUUUAAGUAUUUCAUAAUUAAAAUAGAUUUGUAACCUGUAAAUGAAUUUUUUUAAUUUCUGUAAUCACAGUUUGCACUUGUGCACAGGGAUGUUGUAUAAAAUCUGUAAAUACAAUGCAUGUUGUUGCUUAGUUGCAUAUACACUGUACAUAGAUUGAUGUAAGACUGGGUGCAGGGAUACGUUGUAACACUUACGCUAGCUGCAACUUGUUCCAAAGGCGAAUAUAUUGUAACUGAACUGUUCAAUGAGGUGGAUAACUGUAGCCAAAGGCUGUGUGGCAGAUUGGAUUCCUUACGUUAUAUAAAAGGUAAAUUAAAUGAAUUCACUGACCGUGUUUUGGUAAGAAUGUGCUAAUACAAAAAAGAUGAUCUUGUUCGUGUGAAGUUAUUUUAGUAACUUUUUUUAAACUCUUCAGUGGCAGGUGGACAAAGAAAUUUCUGCAGAGUAUGACUUUAUCCUGAAUGGAUCUAUAAAAUUCAUUAACCUUCACUUAGAGUGAAGUAGUGAAAUGACAAAUACUUGCCUCAAUGCAAAAUAGAAACAAUAUUCUCAUGUUCUGAAAUUGGAUGUUUAAUUUUUGGAAUAAAGAUGUUUCUCACUG